Molecule: messenger RNA, 900 nt
Organism: Cyphellophora attinorum
Lineage: Eukaryota; Fungi; Ascomycota; Eurotiomycetes; Chaetothyriales; Cyphellophoraceae
Product: Kinetochore-associated protein MTW1
Exons: 2
Coding region: 1-900 (299 amino acids)
Biological process (GO): kinetochore assembly; mitotic sister chromatid segregation; mitotic cell cycle
Cellular component (GO): chromosome, centromeric region; nucleus
Source: RefSeq, a predicted model, not a curated record
AUGGACGUAGAUACGUCUCAAGCGGCAACCGCGCUGCUUACAGAGCACCUGCAAUACACGCCUCUGUCAUUGAUCGACGACAUUAUCAACUCGAUCAACAACUUCAUUUACCAGGGCGUGGGCAGUCUCGAGACGGGCUUGCUUUCUACACCACCUGAGCGUCUGGGAUUCAAGGCACGACCGAAUGCUGAGCAAGGAGAUGUCGAAUAUCCCGAGGCGAAGCAAGAGAUUGAGGAGGGCCUGCAGAAACUGGAAACGCUUCUGAAUUCGACCGUGGACAAGAACUUCGAUCGGUUUGAGAUCUAUGUCCUUCGCAAUAUCCUCGCCGUGCCAGCCGAUCUGACCAACUGGAUCAAGCUGCAACAUUAUCAGUCUAUCUCCCAUCAGCCAUCAAAAGACACCCCCACACCUGAGAUGAUAGAACUGCAACGUCGCAAACUGGCUGCAUCGCGUCUACUAUCAAAACAGCUUCAGCAAGAGGCGGCCCGGAAUGAGAUGAUCCUUGGCCAAUUACGCAAUCUCCAGAACAAUCAAGCCGCAGGCAACCUGGCCUUCUUGACCCAAGCUGCGGGAGCACAGACGCUCAACGUGUCUGCUGAUCACCAGAACCUCACUACGAACACGACCUUCACCAUGUCGCAAUUGCCCGCCCUCAAAGCAUUGCUUGCCGAACUCCGACCGAAGCUGGCCUCUUUGAAGACCCUCAGCAACAACCUCGACUCAGCGAAAGCAGAAAUACGGCAAGAGCGACGAGAAUAUAUUGAGCAGCGCACGAGAGCGCACAUCGAUCGUAGUCGUGGCUCCGAUGCUGACGACGCUUCAGCUUUGCCUGGACAGCCACUCCACGCCGAUGAUAUCCAGGCAAUGGAGAAAGUGGCACAAAUCUUCCACCCAACAUGA